Messenger RNA from Fimicolochytrium jonesii, 2927 nucleotides. RefSeq lists its product as uncharacterized. The record is from RefSeq and is a predicted model, not a curated record. NCBI's taxonomy places the organism in Eukaryota, Fungi, Chytridiomycota, Chytridiomycetes, Spizellomycetales, Powellomycetaceae. The transcript is spliced from 3 exons. The annotation marks the transcript as partial.
GGGUUGUGUUGUUCGUUCAUGCGCUGACAUUUAAAUGAUAAACACGUGCAUUGCAUUGGAAUUACGCGCAUAUCAAGCAUCGGCUCAGCGCUCACAUACGUCCGCGCAGUUGCGCCGCGACAACCUCGACAACUCCGCCGACGCUUUUUCCACAGCUCCUUUUUUCAACAUUGCUUUUGCCAAUGGCAAAACCACACACACCCAACUGACCUGAGACUUUGUGGGAUAACUAAAACAGAACUCCUCAACCAUGCCAACCCUCAAACAACGUGCUACUAGGAAAACCUUUGGACCUCUGGAUUCUACGUAACGGCUCUUCCCAUUCUCAAUGCACAAAGAUGCAGACCAGGACGCAAACUGCCGAGUUGCUGUGUAAGGCUGAGGAUGACCGGAAAGACUAUGUGUACUGUGAUAUCUGGAAUACAGCAGCAGAUAAGCCCUGCUCCAAAGCUCGAGUGCAACGCCGUCGUGUUGAAGCAAAGGGCAUUCACCGCCAAUUCACGCUGUUGAGCACGGAUAUGCGCUCCUGGCUUGGAAGUUCCAACGGUAGUUUCUGUUUGCAGGCUCCCACGGGUGACCUUCCCAAUACCGUCAAGCUGUAUGGAUGCAAAACAUGCAUGAAGGCAGUGAGAGCAGAGAGACAGCACAGGGUAGCCAGUGCCAGGCCUUCUGCCAGUGACAAUGAGGACGGCACUCUUCCCCCCAGCGGCGACAGCACUCCGCCCCCCAGCAGCGACGCUGCCAACCUGCCCCUGCCCACUGUGCGCACUCAGUCUCACGUUGAUAUUCGCCUCCCAAAGCGACUCAUGCGCCCGCUUCAGUCGAAGUUUCAAGGUGUUGCCCCUCCUGAUGCCGAAGCUCGCCGCAGCCGGUCCCGCACAACAUCUGGUGUCCUCGAGGGUUCAUCAGCAAAGCCGUGGGACAAACUGGAGAUGUUGUUUUUCCUCAGACUCACGGAUGAGGUUGAAGAUGAAGAUGAGGGGGAUGACAGGAUUGACGAACCAACAACGCCGGGGCCUGAGGGGAGGACCUACGCAGCAAAGCUGCAGAUGCUCAUGGAGAACCCACUUGUGCACAAGCAUGGGCAGCUUCUUUUCCCUAUUGGAAACAUGGAACGGUUUAUUGAUCAUAUGAAUACCACAUGCGUUGGGCUGUUUGACAUGAAGAUGACCAUGGUCGUUGGGGACGUGCCUCUGAAGCGCAGCUCAAAGUGGAGUGAGAAACACCAUGAUAGGAUCCGCCGCAGAGUGUUCAUCGCGAUCCUGCUCGAUCUCAGCACACGACACCUUCGUGCAAACUACCUUCAGUGCUGGAUGUCCACCCAGCUCCAGCUUUCCAACGUCAGCACCGAUCAGCAGACAAAGAUCGCCAGGGUUGGCCUCUCCCUUGUCCCGCAACACAACACUGUCCGAGCGCAGGCUGCCAUUGCCGCUCACGAAGGGGAUGUGUCCGCGCGACUUGCGCUUCCCAACACAUCCGCUGUGGUUCUUGUUGAUGAUUUCAAUUGGCAUCAGGGGAGAGGCACGCCAAAUGAGCGGGGAAAGCGAUCAAUCACCCGGACAACAGCAAAUGUUGGAGUGCGUACUUGGGAUGUCUCGGAGAUGCCUCGCCUACCCUCUGGGCUGGGGCCGUUGCGCCCCAAUUUUCACACAAUCGGGUUUGCAGAGGAUCAACAUGUUCCUUUGCAGUAUUGUCAGCUGUUGGAUCGGACACUGACAUCCUACAUUGUCAAACGUGGGAACGGAGGGGAAAUACGCCAGAUGUAUGACACCCGGCGCUUGGAUCGGGUGUGCUCCAUCAAAAACUUUGUGGCGUUGGCAAGCGAAGACAACCCGAUAAAGUCUGAUGAGGAUAUGGUGAAGCUUUAUCAGGAGACAAUCAUCCUGAAACUUCGGCCAUAUAUCGAUGAAUCGCCAAUCGUUGUAUCCGGAGACUUCUACGUCUGGAUGGGAACCCAUAAGUUCCUCACGGGCUCUGCGGAGGGGCAGCAACACUCCGGAAAAUUCUUGGAUUGGCCUGGAUCGUUUCACAUUGCCUUGAACAUGCAGGAAGCAGCAUACAAGCACUGGUUCCCCCUUCUUAAGAUCCUUUACAAAGCGGCAUUUCCGGGUCUCGUUUGUCCACAGGUCAAUCUGCGUCCCAUUCAACGUGUUCUCCUGCUGUCUCUCGCACUUCAGGCAUGGCAGCUUGCUCACACGCCGACGUCGACAGCCCCGAUGGCGCAUGACUACAGUUGGGGCGGGAAUGUUAUCCGUACCUUCUUCAAGGAGCAUCUACCGCUCAUGCUCGACGCACCAGUGAUUAUCACAUCCCUCAACUACGAUCACUUUGAGGAAUUCCUUGUUUGCCGCCUCCUGUUCUUCAUACAAAUGGGGAAGCAGAACUACGUGACAAUCAUCCUUUGCAUUCUUGGGCGCAUGGGCUUCUACCGUGCGCACAACAUCCCGCUUUACAAAUGGAUCCAAAACAACUUCCGGUAUCUCAGCGAGGAGGCCAUCGAACUCUGGCAUUCAGUCAUCCGUCCCCUUAUUCAUCCGACGAUGCAGCAGAAUCAAGCCGAGCAGCGAGUCAUGUUCAAAGCUGCCCUCCAAGAAGCCGAUGCUCAGGAAGCGGCAGUACUGAAUCUUCGCCAAGGCAAGCUACAGGGAGCAAACGCUGGGACGUUGUUGUUCCAAUUCCGCAAAGACCAGGAGUGCAACCUCCAGGCUGCGGCGGAUAAGCUUCUCAGCAUUCUUGACCAGAUAAUCGUCUACAACAGAGACCAUGGCGGCCCAGCCUAUGAGAGGGAAUCAAGGACAGCUGGCAAGAAUCCGGUGACCACGCGGUUGUAUCGUUUCACCACAGAGCCUGACGGCCUGCUGCUAGGUGAGGCAGUCAUCCCACUCACCCAGCGACGCCCAAAUGCACAAGGCCACACCGUAGUCAAG